Tetrahymena thermophila SB210 is the source of this 366-nucleotide messenger RNA. Its product is annotated as transmembrane protein, putative. The transcript has a single exon. Lineage: Eukaryota; Ciliophora; Oligohymenophorea; Hymenostomatida; Tetrahymenidae. The record is from RefSeq and is a predicted model, not a curated record.
AUGAAAAUUAUUGCCAUUAUAUUUGCUAUUAUUUUACUCGUAAAAGUAAAUGCUGACGGUCUUUGUGUACAAUGCUAAAAAUGCUAAAAGGAUCUUAUGGAGUCAGCUAAUAGAGGAGAAGUUUGCGCAAAAGGAGAUACUGACUGUGUAGCUGAUCUUAAAUCUUUAGGAAAAUGUACAAAUACCUGUGUUGUCGAUAAUAAUUAUGAUUAGCAAAAAACUAAUUCUUGUGUAUAACAAAAUUGCCCUGUUCAAAAUCCAACAGUUCAAAAAUUUAAGAAUGAAUUUAUUGGUUGCUUGAAAAAGUCAAGUAGUACUCUAGCAUUCUUUGGUUUCUUAAUUGGUUUAUUCGCUUUGUUAAUUUGA